AUGUCCGACUUAUCUCAGGCAAUAGCCAGAUUCAAGAAUACAUCAGCUCAAUUAGACCUUCUCACCAGAGUUGAAUCGGCGCUAGAGGUGGCAUGGCCUCUCCGGCCGAGAAACAGCCAAGAUUACUUCGAAGCCCGUAAAUUGCUUAGCGAUCAACAAGUUUAUGAUCAUAUACGAGAUGCGAGUCAGUAUACACAUAGUGUUUUCAGAGAUCACUAUUUCCCGAGAUUGACCAAGGACAAUUCGACUAUUGUCGAGAGAAUCAAUAGAUCGAUGAAUCUCAGUAACUCAGCCUUGGCUACCCAAAGAAUCACAUAUCCCGAGCAACUGGAGCUGACGGAUCUGUUGGAAGAUGAAGAAGUGAAAACGGGUAUCAAACAAAGAGAUAAAACGACAUACAACAAGAUCAUGACGGGGUACGGUGGAGGCGUGAAAGAUAUUUGGCAAUGGACGAGUAGAGGUGGACCUCCCAGAAUCGACGAGGACCCAAGUUAUGGCUUCCGCAGUACUACAACUACCCGAUACCUGGCUGACGGUUCGGUUGUCAGGGAUUGGUCAGCAAAUGUAGCUCUUCCAACACCUGACAUCGUUCUAGCUAGCCUUUCGCAAACCCUACGCAACCUUAUAGGCCGGGCAGACACACAGCCUUCAACAGUGACGAGCCAAGGACGUGCGGCAGAUGAUAAGGACGAAUCAGAAGGAGAAUAUGUGGACAGUCAGGAGUAUCAAGAUUCCGUGAAAGACUAG
Molecule: messenger RNA, 747 nt
Organism: Kwoniella botswanensis
Lineage: Eukaryota; Fungi; Basidiomycota; Tremellomycetes; Tremellales; Cryptococcaceae
Exons: 1
Coding region: 1-747 (248 amino acids)
Source: RefSeq, a predicted model, not a curated record